This is a messenger RNA of Venustampulla echinocandica, 1155 nucleotides long. RefSeq lists its product as uncharacterized. NCBI's taxonomy places the organism in Eukaryota, Fungi, Ascomycota, Leotiomycetes, Helotiales, Pleuroascaceae. Bases 1 to 1155 code for a protein of 384 amino acids. Gene Ontology annotation, cellular component: membrane. Gene Ontology annotation, biological process: monoatomic cation transport; transmembrane transport. Gene Ontology annotation, molecular function: monoatomic cation transmembrane transporter activity. The record is from RefSeq and is a predicted model, not a curated record. The transcript has 2 exons.
AUGGCGGCUCUUGCAAAGACGCAGACGCGCUCUCACGCGGGCCACUCGCACCACCACCACCAUCAUGAUAAUACGUACCUCGUCUCGAAGAACAAGAAAGAUGCCGGCGUUCGGAUAACGCGCAUUGGUCUGUACUCCAAUCUUGGAAUGGCGGUUGUGAAGGGGGUAGGAGGAUAUGUUUUCAAUUCCCAAUCUAUGAUUGCGGAUGCAUGGCAUAGCUUGACGGAUUUGGCCAGUGAUGUUCUUACGCUGGCCACGGUAUCAUGGAGCUUGAAACCUCCGACGGCAAUGUUCCCUACUGGAUUUGGGAAGGUUGAGAGUUUGGGUUCCCUCGGCGUCAGCGGCAUGUUAUUAUUUGGAGGGUGCUUCAUGUGCUUGAAUAGCUGUGAGAUCCUCUAUGCGCAUUUCUUCCUCGACGCCCAUGCAGCUGCGGAGGCUGCUCUUCAUGCACACGGCCACAGCCAUAGUCACGCUGCAAUGGGACCCAGUAUCCAUGCUGCAUGGAUUGCUGCAGGAACGGUCAUCAUCAAGGAAUGGUUAUAUCAAGCAACAAUGAAAGUAGCGAAAGAAAGAAAAUCCUCCGUUCUAGCUUCGAAUGCGAUCCACCACCGAGUCGACUCGCUCACCGGCAUUGUAACUCUCUUUGCAAUUCUAGGAGCAAACUUUCUCCAUGAUGCUGCUUGGUUGGACCCGGUUGGAGGGUUUCUGAUAUCGCUCAUGGUCAUCAAAGGAGGUUGGGGCAACACCGUCUCGGCAUUGUACGAAUUGGCAGACAAGGGAAUUGACGAGGAAACCAAAGCCUCGAUCACGAAAGCCGCAAAUAAAGGUCUGGCUAAUUUAGGUCAAGGAUCAGAUAUAGAGCUGCGUGAAGUUGAGGGCGUCAAGUCAGGGCAGAACUAUCUUGUAGAUCUCCAGCUUGCUGUACCCAGCUCUUGGUCGGUGGAGGAAGUUGGAAAGGUGGAGGAGAGUAUAAGAGAAACUGUGGGCUCAAAGGUCCGAGGUGUUCGCCGGGUCAAGAUCCGGUUUGUGCCCAAGGGCGACCCCUCGACAUCGCUGUUUGAUGAGUUCAUCAGCGGUGAUGUGAGCCCACGAUCCAGUCCCGAGCCAGAGGACCAUGAUGAGAACCAUGAUCAUGACAACAAGAAAAUCCAAUGA